This is a messenger RNA of Aspergillus homomorphus CBS 101889, 1389 nucleotides long. RefSeq names its product glycoside hydrolase family 76 protein. The coding region runs from base 1 to 1389 and encodes 462 amino acids. The transcript is spliced from 5 exons. Lineage: Eukaryota; Fungi; Ascomycota; Eurotiomycetes; Eurotiales; Aspergillaceae. Gene Ontology annotation, biological process: carbohydrate metabolic process. The record is from RefSeq and is a predicted model, not a curated record.
AUGAUUUUCUCUGUAAAGACCUCUAUAGCCUCGCUGCUACUUAUCCACGGCACUUUCGCCGCCACCCACUACCUCAGCAAUGCCAAAGCCGCCGUGACCACCCUGCAGAAAUGGUAUAACCCGAGCACCGGGCUGUGGGACACAACUGGGUGGUGGAACAGCGCCAACUGUCUCACCGUGCUGGCCGACUUCACAGCGCUGGAUCCGAGUCAGCUCAGCCAGUCUGCUGCCAUUUUUGAGAAUACAUACACCCGUGCCCAGGGAUCAACGGCUGCACGGUCCUUGACCAUCUCGCGAAGAAACCAGGCCCAUGCCCGCAGCACCCCCCGUAUCACCAGGAGAGCCUACCCCCGCUUCAUCAACGACUACUACGACGAUGAGGCCUGGUGGGCCCUCGCGUGGAUCCAAGCGUACGAUCUCACCCAGGACGUCAAAUACCUGAACACCGCCGCCGACCUCUUCGCGGACAUGACCACGGGCUGGAACGCCACCUGCGGCGGGCUGUGGUGGGACAAGCCGCACACGCAGAUCGGGGCGAUCGAGAACGAGCUCUUCCUCAGCCUGGCGGCGCACCUGGCCCGUCGCCUCCCCUCACAGGCAGGCUACUACAAGGAUUGGGCGUCGACGAUCUGGAGCUGGUUCUCGCACAGUGGGCUGAUCAACGACCGACACACCAUCAACAACGGGCUGGACCUGGGCACCUGCAAGAACGACGGCGGCACUGUGUGGAGCUACAACCAGGGGGUGAUCCUCGGGGCGCUGGUCGAGAUGUCGCAGCUGUUUGGCGACCUGUCGUAUGUGUCCACCGCGCAGGAGAUUGCCAGUGCGGCCAUGAGUGCGCUGAGUAACUCGGACGGGGUACUGACCGAGUCGUGCGAGCCGAACUGCACGGGGGAUGCGCCGCAGUUCAAGGGGGUGUUCAUGCGAAACUUGAAGACGCUCUACAAGGCUUCUUCCAACGAGCAGAUUCGGAGGUUCUUGCUGCGCAAUGCGGAUAGUAUCUGGGAGAAGGAUCGAGGCGAUGAUUAUCAGUUGGGGCCCGUUUGGUCGGGGCCAUUUUCAAGGGCGGAUGCUUCCACUCAGAGCUCCGCGUGCGAUGCUCUUGUUGCCGCUGCUGCUCUGCGUAUUGAGCGUAUCUGCAUUUUGUGGUCUUAUCAGUCCGUCCAAUUAUCACCGAAAAUUCUCAUUGAGAUGGUCUCAAAGCGAAUGCCGGACCGGCAAUUGUGGGGCAUUCUCGUCUUUCUCACAAUUUUUUGGGACCUGCUCCACAAGAACACGGGAAUCGGGACAGGAUAUGUUUGCCGAUCUGGACCCGACGGCAACUGGAAUGGCUCAAGCUUUGCCACGCGAUCCGGCGAUAAGACCCAUCGCAUUUGUGACGAGCCCUAA